GAAGGCUGUGUUGGCGUUUCCCCUUACUUCUGUGGCUCCUGAAAGUGGGCUAAACGAAACGACUCACAGGGAAACAAUUUCUGGGUUUGUUCCGAGACAUGAAAAGGAAAAUGUUGAUGGUAAGAUGAAAGAACUUGCUGAGGAGCCUAUAGCUGUUGUUAUAAAGAAGGAAGCCAUUGAAACUUGUUUGGUUGAGUCGGAUGAUGACAACUCUAUGGUGAAUUCUUCUGCUGUCUUCGUCAAUAAAUGUGAUUUUGAUAACAAAUAUUUAGUUGAAGUGCUUGAUAAGGUUAGUGAAAGAGAGGACUCGAAGCACUCUGACAAUGUUGCAAGCAACAUAGUGGACCCUUUUCUUAGAGAUAUUAUAAAACAAUGCACACAUGAAUUUUCUUCUUCAUCAACUUCUAAAUUAGAGAACUGUCAAAUAACCAGUCAAGAUGAACAUCUGGUAGUUGGCUCUACAAAGUGUGAGAGCCCAGCUCCCAAUUUCGGUGUAUUAUCAAUGCUUCAGCAUCACAUAAACUUGCCUACUGAAUUGCGUCAGAAGUAUGGCCAGCCAAAAAUGCAAUUUGAAGAAAUAAUUUCUUUUGAUAGAAGAGAUGCGCUUCUAGUUUCUGUUGAAAAUUCUACGGAAUUCAUUGAAUCUGAUUGUGAAAAGUCAGGAUCUUUCUCAGAAAAUGACAGACGGUUGGUUGGGAAUAGAAAGAAUGGUUUUUCUGAUUCACACCUCAACGAAAGAAUAGUUUCAUUGGUGUCCCAAUUUAAAGCUUCUGAUAGUCUAGAAAGCCAUGAUAAUUUUGCGGAUGGAUGGCAUCAUGGUUGCACAGAUAAAAAUAACUGUUCUGGUGCCAUUUGUAACCAAGAAAGUUUGGAUAUAGGAAGUGAUAGGAAGUGCAGUAUGGUAAAUGAGAAUUGUGGUGGGCUGGUAAGCCAAUCUAUGCAACCUUUAUUAAACUGUAUUAUUUCUCAAAUGGAUCACAUAAUCCCGCCUGUUGACAAACUUGUAUCAGUUGAUGCUCCUUAUUCCAUGACAGAGGCUAUAUCUCCUUAUGUCAGACCACUACAUGAAGGGACAGAACAAGCUUCGCAUUAUCAUGGUGGUUUUACGACAACAGAGAAUUUGCUUGAAGUUGUUGAAUGGGAUCCUCAGAUUGAGAAGUUGAUGCCUUCUUCACAAGUUCUCAUGUCAAACAGAUGCUCAGAAGAAAGGCCAUGUACUGUGGUCUCUGAUUUGACUGAUUCAGUGAACCCAUCUGGACAAAUCCUUUGCCAUCGUUCUGUCUCCCAACUCCAUGACAUUCAAGCCAAGAACACUGUUGCAGAUCUCUCUGCCAGCUCUUCUUUAGAGUCCUCUACCCAAAUAUGCGAAGAAAGACAGAUAACUAUGCACUCGACCAAAAAAAAAGCGACGGAUAUGAUGUUUGGAGGCAAUUUUUGUUCAGAAGUAGAGCAUUCUCCUAAAAAACUCUUCUCAAAUAGAAAGGAGAUAUCUCCAAAUUCACAGGAAAAGCUUCUACGGGCUUUAAAUAAUGGUGGUUUGGAUGACGUUGUUAAACUCUCCUAUUGUAUGAAGAAGCUUUGCUUUGAUAAAGGAGCAACAAAGAGUCCAUCAUUCUCGGUUCUAGAUGACGGGGAAACAUUUUUUGAGACAGAACAGACGAUCAAGAAGCAGAAGACUAUGAAUCAAUCUCUUCCUGAGGUUACUAAAGGAAUUCUCAAGUCACCAGACACUAUUUGCUCCAACCCUUAUUGCUUAAAGAACUCAUCAAUCCACGCACAAGUCCAUGAUGCUAUACUUUUCUCACAGCGCCAGAUGCAAGAUACUGAAAACAUUGCAACAAAGCUUUUAAAAGGACUAAAUAGUUUGAAGAGCAUUGUGGAAGAAACAAUAUUUUCGGAGGGACUAAAUUCUUCUCCUUCAAAGUUUAAUUUUGAUGAGAUCAGACUAGCUACAAAACAUGCUUCAAAACUUGAAGUAACGACAAAGAAGUGGCUAGCCAUGAUGGCCAAAGACUGCACCCGUUUCUGUAAAAUAAUGAGAUUAGCAGAGAACAAAUUGGCCUCUCCUGUAAAUGACCUCCACAAGGGAAGGAAGAAGAUAACAUUCGCUGAUGAGGCCGGUGGUGCUCUCUGCCAGAUCAAGAUCUAUCAGCAAGAACCAGUUGCUUUCAUCGUUCCCAAAAGCUGAUUCUAAUCCUUACAGGCAUUUGCUUCAAAGGUAAUUAUUUCUUCAUCAGUAUUAAAAGCUGCAACUAGGCUUAUUACUGUCUUUUUUGAAUUAUUCCUAAGAAUAUUUUUUGGUCAUUUGGCCUUUCUAAGCAGUUAAAAUAUUGUAUUUAUUU
Molecule: messenger RNA, 2342 nt
Organism: Phalaenopsis equestris
Lineage: Eukaryota; Viridiplantae; Streptophyta; Magnoliopsida; Asparagales; Orchidaceae
Exons: 6
Coding region: 125-2188 (687 amino acids)
Source: RefSeq, a predicted model, not a curated record